AUGAUCAACCAGGACUUUGUCUCUGACCCGCUCGCCGAGCUCCACGAGUAUUAUGAGACUGGGCCUCCGAUGAUGGUCAGUCGGAUCGACACCGUCGUCCCCUUGGGUCCGGACGGGUAUGGGCCGCACGGCGUGGAUGAGUAUGCCGACUCGUCCGCGUCCUCGUCCUCAUCGAGAUCGAACUCGUUCUCCAAUUUAGAUCCUCGCCCACCUUCUUUUACGAGCCCCCUCGCUACGUCCAUUCCAGAAGAUCCUACUCCUAAAGAAUCAAACAGCAUACUAUCACGCCCGGCUGGCUCUCUAGCAUUAAAAAAGCAGUUAUCGGCCAAAUUGGGCGGGUGUUACCUACGCAAAAACGGCUCGUCCCAUAUGCUAGCGACACGAGGGAAAGCGAAGGGAACAAUGGCCGAGUACAAAUGGAAUGUGACUAGCAAGGUUGAUCAGAAGGUCUACUCGACUCAGGAUACCGUCGCUGAUCGCGGCAACCACAUACGCGACUAUCUCUCGACUAGGAUGGAUACUUUCAUGGUUCAGUUGGAUAAUAAGAUCCAGUCGCGAGAUGAGCGAUCUUUUGUUCCAAAACAAGCUAAUAUGCCCAACUAUCCGGUCUACAGCGACGAAGACUACUCACAUAACAUAAAUGACAAGGCCUUCAACGACAAAUCCUCGAAGUCAUCGAAGUAUAUCUCAAAGGUGCACUUUUACGAGAACUCGCGCCUACCAGCUUCCCUUCCUCAAUUCACAAUAGAUUCCUCCGAAUACCCCCUCAUCCGCCUAGCAGCGCAAUAUUCGCACCAAACCUAUGUUAAAAGCAAACCAGAAAGCCACAAAGCAAUAGUGGUUGGCUGCGCUGAUGACAAGGAAGUGAUAGUGCUCGCGAUCCGCGGUACAGCGAGCCUUAAAGACUGGGCUGUAAAUAUGGAUACAGAACCCAAGUCCCCAAAGGGCUUCCUCGACGACUCUACAAACUUAGUGCAUGGGGGCUUCCUUAGUGCCGCGAAGAAAAUGAUCCAGCCUAUCGCGGCGCAACUCCGCGCGCUAAUUGCUGAGAACAUAUUCCGACAAUCCUACUCCCUCCUAAUCACGGGUCACUCCGCUGGGGCGGCCAUUGCAGGCCUACUAUAUUGCCAUAUGCUCUCAACAAAACCGGACUCAGAGCUGGCGUGUGUAGGUAGCUACUUCAGGCGUAUCCACUGCAUCACCUUUGGCGCACCGCCCUCUACCGAACGUCCACUAUAUCCUACUCCUUCGCCCGAUAGCGAGCAGUCACUAUUCUACGCCUUUAUUAAUGAGGGAGAUCCUGUGCCCCGCGCGGACAAGGCAUACAUGCGCUCACUACUAAGUCUCUAUGCCUCUCCUACGCCGGGUGAUUUGAAGCUACGAAAAUAUGACAAGCUCACAAAGAAGCCUCGCUCUACAAUAUGGCAGGUUCCGCCAGCACCUUUAUCGCUCGCGGGGCAUUUAGUUGUUUUACGAAAUACGCCGACUACAGACGAACAUCCUAUGAUGAGUAAGGGCGAGGUUGAGGCUUGUGUCACCUCUGAUUCUAUGGUUAGGAGGGCCAUUUUUGGAGAUCCAGGGAUGCAUCCGAUGACGCUGUAUUCGCAGCGAAUUGAUGCGCUUAAAAAUUAUGAUACGUGUUGA
Penicillium lagena is the source of this 1644-nucleotide messenger RNA. RefSeq names its product lipase family protein. The transcript is spliced from 3 exons. Gene Ontology annotation, biological process: lipid metabolic process. Lineage: Eukaryota; Fungi; Ascomycota; Eurotiomycetes; Eurotiales; Aspergillaceae. The record is from RefSeq and is a predicted model, not a curated record. The coding region runs from base 1 to 1644 and encodes 547 amino acids.